AAUUAGAGUCUAGUUAUAGUGUUUCCUGAGUUCAUGAACUUCCUCAAUUAUUGUGGUCAAUCCCGAAAAAAUGGUCAAUGGAGUUUGGUAAUGACCUUGUGCAGAGCCAGUGGAAGCUGGCCACAUUGCGACAGCUGGAAGAGGUGGUUAAGAGGGAGGGAGCACCUCUGGAUGUCAAGCAUCCACAGUUGACGUCGCUACUGGCUGGUCUACAAUCUCACUCCGCUCACACCACACUCACAUGCUCCACCAUCCUCACAACAGCCGUUACUCAGAAGUGGGUGGAGCCAGGCCUCCUAAUCCCCGCCCUUGUAUCGGCCACGCUCACCACCCCCCACCCCACUCACACCAUUCAUGCCAUAGCGGAGGUACUCCUACACCAGGCCAAUCUGAUGUCCAAGGGGGGAAAUCUUAGAUGCCCCUUCUCAUUAAGGUCAAAUGUUCAUCCGUUCAUCUUCGUCUAUACCACAUCCCCUGACAACGGUGUGAGCUUAGUGGACGAAAUUGUGAGCAUGCUCAACACAAGUCGUGCUAGACGGUGUACUCUGACAAUGACCGAGCCGUUCAUCAAGUACAUUCUCCUCCACCCCACCCCCUCCCCUCAGAUGAACCUCGUCUCACUUUACCUCGGCAAUAAGUUGGUGGGCUUAGUCAGAAACUGGCAAAUGAAACAAGAAGAAGACACUUCCUUGUUUGAAACAAGCAAUGCUCUUGUUUCCCUCUUAGUGCGAAUGAUUCCACUCGGUACUAGCCAGUCAACUGCCGAUUUAUUAUCUCUUGUCUCCAUGGCAACUCAAGUGGCUGACAUCACAAAGGAUUCAGACGGAAUGAUGGUUGAUAUCCUCCUGUCAUUAAUGAGUGAGCUAACGAGCAGGGGUUUCCCCUCAAUCCAGCUGAUCGAGUCACUGUGUUCACUGACAGAGAGAAGUGAUGAGUUUGGUAGUGUGAGUCACACCCUGACUGUCAGUGCCCUCUUAUUCAAGUCCCUCCCAGUGCCUCAGGCCGUUUGUGGACUACUCAAACUGUGUGACCGGAUAUUGACUAAGGUCACUGCCUCGUCUCUCCUCUUGGUACUUCCUCUCAUUCAGUUGCUCUCACAGCCAGCUACCAAGUCAUCUGACCUCGUUUCGACUAAUCAGAAAACAGCUGCAGCUCUCCUAGCACGUAUUGAAGACACCCCAUUAUCUGAAACCACACCUCACAACAAAGCCGCAUGUUGUGUAUUCUCUCAGGCUCACUCUCUAGGGGAGCUGUACCUUGACCUUUGUGCCAAUCCGACGAAAAUUGUUCCAUUUUUAAAGUUAUUUGCAGGGCAAUGUUUAAAGGGCUUAUCAAACUACGAUCACCUGUGCAUUGUGUUAUGUGCCCUUGCUGUGAUGGUUGUGAGGGGGGUGGAGGGGGCGGAGUGUGUGAGAGGGAUACUGUCAACUUUGACCUCCAUUGCACAGUGCGAUCCAACCAUGGGUCCUUCUCUGCUGCCAUUCUUUAUUCAUUUACUAUCUCUGAGCUCCUGUCCUCAUUCCAAACUGGCUGUACUCCAUUCCAUUCCAAACCUGGCCACUCACAAACUAACUACUUCCUCGAUUCUCAGUACACUUCGAGUCAUAGGGGGAAAUCCCUCACUGGUUUCCAUGGCUACCAGGCUCUUUGGUUGGACUUGGGAGAAACAAGAUCACGUAUUUCCAUCACUUUUGGAAUAUAUAACUCAGCCGUAUCCUCGUGUCUCCAUGGCAACUCGCUCGGAGAUUGAACUUUCACGUACAGCUGUGGUUAGAGACAUCUGUGCCAAGAGAGCUGAACUGCAUGGAGAGACUAUGUUGAGUGUUAUCAAUGGAUGUAUUGGGUCACAUGAUCCCGUCGUUGUGUCCAUGGCAAUCCAAGGGCUCACUGAAGUGUGUCGAUGUGAGGUGGUGGAGGUGUCCACACUGUGGAGGGUGGUGGGUUACAAGCUGGACAAGGACAUCAGGCCAGUAGUGAUGAUAGCUCUGUGCUCUCUGUUUGGACUGGCUGCUGACAUUCAAGACUCUGACAAACACUCACACAAAGUGUUCAAGACCGCGGCUCUAGAGUACCUCUUCAGUGCAUUACUGUCGGGUCAUCCAAAAGUCUGCUCUGCUGCUCUCAUCUCACUGUCCUCAUUCCAGAUGACGGACCUCCUCUUUACCCUCCUCCCAGGACAUCUCCAGUCACAUGAUCAACUCUCCGAGUCACAUGAUCAGUCAUGUGACAUCCUAGUGACUGGUGAACAACUCGUCAGUUUGUUUCAAACCAUUCCACAGGAGUCUUUUCUCGACCACGCCCACUUCCUGUCCAGCAUGCUCCGACAAGAGCUGGAAAGUAUUGGACGAGGGACAAUAUCCACUGCUCUGAAACAAGCACAGAUGCCCAAUCAAACUGACAAGGUAUUGAGUAUGCUCACAACCUCAUUACUUCAGAGCUCUACUCCGCCAUACAACGACUGGAUGACUGCAGUGGCUGCUUUAUCUCUCGGAGAGAUUAAGGUUCAAGGUUCAUCUGGUGGUCGACAAGUCACACAGCAGCUGUUGUCCGAGCAGCUGUCACUGAUGGAGAGUACACUACAAGGGUGUGUGACUAGUGUGGUGAGUGACAUGUGUGAGCGGCUAGCUGGACUGGAGGCAGGAAAGAAUUGGAAGAAGUUCAUGGCUGGUUUGCUGUCGCUACAUACACAGACAUUUCUGAGGGAUCAGCGAUUGUUAAGUGUGGAGGAGAAGGAUGCAUCCACUGAGGACUGCCUGAGGGCUCAUGGUUGGGCUCUCUCUCAGGUCAUGAAAAGUCUCGAGCAAUUUGUCAGGGAUCACCCAAAGAGUGCUGGAGGUGUAUUGACAGCAUUUGUGGCCGUAGUUUCAAGCAAUAUGAGCUAUUUGAUUGGUCAACCUGAUCACAUGACGAAAAGUAUCUACCUUUCGGAGAGUUUGGGGAUACUAAUGGAACAGCUGGAUCUACUUACAGAGCUGGUAUCACCCGCCACAUCUCACACACCCCUCACAUCACACACCACUCUCACAACUGUGUUGCGCACGGAGAUGAAUCGGCUCCAGCUGGACGUUUGGUACGCUCUUCCUGUGCUCGUGGAAGUGUGUGUUGUGCUAUACGUGGAGGGCUGGAGUGCGGAGGGUGUGCUCGAGAGAAAGCUGGUCAGACUGGCUAAAAACCUGUUAUCCUCGUUUAGCAAAUCUUCAAUUUGGCAUGUAACAGAUCUAGAAGUGGUUAAUCAGAUAUUGCUGCAGCUGCUGCCUUUAUUCAGUGAGGUUAGUGUGGCUAUGGAACAGCUGGUGGGCAGUCUCAUGCAAGACAAGAGUGUGGACUCUCUCUGUCGAUUCUCUACACUCCUCCCCUCGCUGGUUCUGAGUCGGCGUAGCUCCUCGUUUAAGGCUGUGAUGUCAUCACUCACACAAAAGUUGCCUACUACGAACACAGAUGCCCUAACGUUUAUUCAAGCCAAGAUGUGUUGUGCUCACCUGACCUCUGGGUUGGUCACAGGAUAUACGAAUGGUUGUCUGACUGAUGAAGAAGCGAUGGAUUUAGUCGGCUUGAUUGCUGACUUGGCUACCAGAGCACCUCAAGAGGCCGUCUACACAUUGUGUUUGGGUGGGGCACUGUACAGUCUAGCGGACAUAGGCCACUCUCCUGCCCUGUCUCUCUGUGAUACUCUGGCAGUUCGAUGGCUCAAGGAACUGGAGGAGGCCGCUAAUAGCCAACAACAAAAUCAGGUGAUUCCAUUGCUGUGGGGACUCUCAGCUCUUCUUGGUGUCUCUGUUGGGCUCCGUCCAAUCAGACUCAGAGCCAGAGGGCAUUCUGGUUAUAUAAGGAUGCUGUGUCCGCUGGUGGUUCAGUCGUUUAAGAGAGUUCAGAGUUCGUUUUCUGAAGGGAGAGUUACUAGUACAACACUGUGGCUGCUGACUCAGAUCAGGGAACACCUUGUGGAGUAUUUCAGUGGCCUUGAGAAAGUGCCUCAGGACUAUAGCUAUCUCCCCUCAUCUUCACUCCUGCCCAGCCUGUAUCGGCUACUAGAUGGUUGCCAUGCGGACUCUGAUCAUCAGCACAUGAAAAUUGCCGUUGUGGAGACUGUGUCUACAUGUGAGGCUGACCUACCACCUUGUAACUGGUCACGGCUUGUUGUACCGUAUCUACGAAAUGAACUUUGUCAGAGUGGAGGUGAUGGGGAAGCCAAGAGUGCUGGGUGCGUGCAGAGAGCUACUGGAUUCAAGCAGCUGGCUCUGUAUUAUACACACCCUCUGAUACUCGGCAGUUUGAAGCAUGAGACCUUUCGUGCUCUACUGGAUUCUCUCCCGCUACUAGUGAGGCCACUGUCCACUCUCUCCCUCGGCUUGUUCCUCCACACCACCCUCACGUCCUCACACCAUCACACACCCACACAACUCAUGCUCUCACUGCUGAGAGGGAUUCGUAAAACUCUUACGGACACUACCCUUCCUGUCAUAAAGAAGAGGGUAUUGUCUUUGUGUGUAGAGAAUGCGUACAAGAAGCUGCUCAGCUCUAGCUGGCAUGUCUACAGUGAACUGGUUAAUGAGAGUCUACAGGAGAAGGAGACUUUAUUAUGGCAACUGGCCGUGUGCUUGCAUCAGUGUGGCUUGACAAAUCUCCCCUUAAAAAAUCAGGAAAUGCUUGAUCAUUGCUAUGCUACUGCUGUGGAAUGCUAUCUAGCUAUGCAAGGCUUAACGACAUUCAUCUCUUUGGAGCGUGUGCUGGGUUGGGCCCUGCAAAACACAGAGGAUCCAAGAGCCGCCCCCUCGUCUCUUCUCCUACUGAGAGCGUUCUCCACAUGCUGUUCACAUGCUAACUCAAACAGUACACUCCAUCAGGUUGACGCACUGCACAUGCUCCUCUCCUGGACACGGGGCAAUCAGGUCUCUUUCAAUCAAAUGUCAACGACUUUACUUCUAGCACAUGUUGCCACGACAACUCUGAGAACAACCGACUCCUUCACCGCUCUUAUAUCCUCGUUAAACCAAUCUAAGGCAGUUACUGAACAAUUGGGGAUACUUUAUUCUGAUUGGACGGAGCCUAAAUCAUCUGCUGUACGGAAGAAGCUUUGUGAGUGUCUGGUGGAGUGGCUCGGACAAACAACAAGUGUGCAGCUCAAGAACACAAUUAUAGGAAUAUUCUCAAAGUUGAAGACGAGUGCAGAGUAUCAGGUGCCCCUAAUAUGGACGUCCAUAGGUCACCUCAUAUAAGACAGCUCAAAGUCGACUUGUUGUUGACUGAAUAUUUCUCUAUCAUGAAUUUUAUUGCUAUAGAAUUUUACGCAUUCCAUUUCCAAAAAAGUGAUCUAGCUGUGAA
Messenger RNA from Halichondria panicea, 5322 nucleotides. RefSeq names its product focadhesin-like. Bases 78 to 5216 code for a protein of 1712 amino acids. Lineage: Eukaryota; Metazoa; Porifera; Demospongiae; Suberitida; Halichondriidae. The record is from RefSeq and is a predicted model, not a curated record. The transcript is spliced from 29 exons. Gene Ontology annotation, biological process: regulation of post-transcriptional gene silencing.